GCAGUGCAGCUUGAAAAGUGGCCCCGCCCACCAAUCGUCAUUGACGAAGAAGACAAACAAGGACUCAGGAAUCAGCUGUCAAAAAAGUAGCCCGUGUGAAGGAAAGCAUCGAAAGAGGUAUGGUUGAAGUGCCCUGAUUAACUGUGAGGUCUGAGUGAACACACCCGCCAAGAUGCCUGUGGUGUCCACCGGUGCCAAGGACCUCUAUUUGUGCACAUCGCUCGGUGACCUCAAUAAAAAAACUGAAGUUAAGCAAGACAAGAUAAGCACAAAAAACUAUGUUCAGAGUGCCUGCAAAAUCUUCCAGGCGGCAGAGGAGAGUCGUCUGGACAGAGAUGAGGAGAGAGCUUAUGUGCUUUACAUGAAGUAUCUAACAGUAUAUAAAAUUGUCAAGGCAAGACCAGACUUCAAGCAGCAGUCGGAGUACCUGACCAUGCUUGGGCCAAACAAUGUUAAGAAAGCCAUCGAAGAAGCUGAGAUACUCGCUGAAAGCCUCAAACUCAGGUAUGAGGAAGUUGAAGUAAGGAAAAAUCUGGAGGAGAAGGACAGACAAGAAGAGAAAAAAAGGGCGCAGGAAAUGGAGACGGAGAAAGAUGACAGUCAAAGCUCUCCCAAAUCCUCAACGGCAAACAAGGACACUAAUAAGGUAAAAGGAGAGGUGAACGACAUGAAGAAUACCUCUUCAAGAACUGCGGUGGUGGGUGCAAUCACAGCCGAGAAACUUUUCCACAUGAUGAAAGACCAAAUGAUUACUACAAUUGUCAUGGAUGCUCGAAGCCAGAGAGACUUUGUUGAGUCUCACAUUCAGGUCCCAUCACAGGCCUGCAUCAGCGUACCCGAAGAUGCCAUCCAUCCAGGAAUCACUGUGAAUGAAAUUGAAGAAAAUCUCCCUGAGGAGUCGAAAGAGCAGUGGAACAGGAGGGGAUCUGUGGACUAUUUAGUCCUGUUGGACUGGUUUAAUUCCGUGACUGAUCUGACCAUGGGCAUGACAUUGCAGAGCCUCAAAGAUGCUCUGUACAAGUGGGACGGUAUAACCAUCUUGCGCAGUGAGCCACUGGUGCUGGAGGGGGGCUAUGAGAGCUGGCUGCUAUAUUACCCAAUGUACACAACCAAUGCAAAAGUCCGCUCCCCUCGGCAGAACAUCAACAGUGGGAACGCCUCCGUGUCUCAGUUAAACCUAAGUUACCCAUCCCUCAAGGAAAUAAAACCUUCAGCACCACCUCAGCCAGAACCUGAGAUUCAACCCGAUUCUGUGGAACCCUCUGCUCCCCCACUCAUGAAUGGAGUGGCUCCACCUGAACCCCGGCCGGCCACGCCACCCAUGAGCACAGAGAGAAUGACAGACACUGUUGAUGCUCUUUUCUCGAAGCUGGAAGUAAGUAAGAAAGGACCAGUGAUAGACACGUCCAACCAUCCCUCUUCCUCAUCCAAGGCCCUCCCACAGUUUGACCGCACCAAGAAGCCACCCAGCCGCCUCUCAGACGAGCCUAAAGCGAGCCUAAAUGGACCAGACCAAGAAUCCAGCAAGAACACUCCAUAUGUCCCCGACCGCUCAGCCAAACCAGCCUUCACCACUACUUUGUCCGAAGAAGAACAAAGUCAGAUACACCUGGAGGCAGUGGCGUCGAUGGAGAAAGCCAGGCAAGAAAAGGAGAAACGCAUUCAAGAGCGUUUGCUAGAAGAGGACAGGCGGAGGAAGGAGCUGAAAGAAAGGCAAGUAAAGGAACAGAGUGAUAAGAAAAAGAAGGACGAAGAGGACAAAGGACAUCAAGACAAAAAAAGACUAGAGAGACAGAAGGCAGAGGAAGAGGAAGACAAAGAGAACCAGGGCUGCAAGGGAAGAGAACAGAUCCCUGAAGCACCCUCAAAGAGUAUGUCUCUCGACUCGCCUGCUCCUAAUCUUAUCAUCAGCGAGGUAAAGAGGGAGCCACUGACAAGAGCUCGAAGUGAGGAAAUGGGAAGGAGUGUCCCCGGUCUGCCAGUUGGUUGGAUGAAGUUCCUUGAUACUGUGACUGGAACCUUCCGAUAUUACCAUUCCCCAACCAACCGCGUCCACCUAUACCCACCUGAGGUGACUGUUCCAACGGCACCAGCAGUGGAGCAGAAACGGCCACAACCAGUAGUCCCACCUUCCAACGUAAAGAAAGAGCAGGAGCGGGAACAGUCCAAAUUAAAACGCUCCUACUCAUCCCCAGACAUCAGCCAGGACCUAAGAGAGGAGGCCCAGAAGAAGAGCUCUGCCCCAGUGGCUGCUCCUACAAUACCCACCUUCAAUAGAGAAACCAAACCUCCCAGUGUUAAAGUGUAUUCUAAAGUGGAGCUUGCACGACCUUCAGCAGCCAAAAUCCGCAAUUUGAAUCCAACGUUUGGAGGCCUGGGUGCGAGUUUGACUGGCCUUCGCAAUCUGGGCAACACUUGCUACAUGAAUUCCAUCUUGCAGUGUCUGUGCAACACACCUGCCAUGGCAGAGUACUUCAACAAUAAUUACUACCUGGAAGAUAUCAACAGGAGCAACAUUCUCGGCCAUAAAGGGGAAGUGGCGGAGGAAUUUGGCGUGAUCAUGAAGGCGCUGUGGGCCGGGCUGUACAGGUGUAUCAGUCCACGAGACUUUAAGAUCACCAUCGGAAAGAUCAAUGAUCAAUUUGCUGGCUAUGACCAGCAGGACUCCCAAGAGUUGCUGCUCUUUCUCAUGGACGGCCUCCAUGAGGACCUCAAUAAGGCGGAUAACAGAAAACGUUAUAAAGAAGAGGAAAACGACCACCUGGAUGAUCAGAUGGCGGCAGAUCAGGCCUGGGGCAAACACAAGCUGCUGAAUGAGUCCAUCAUUGUGGCACUCUUCCAGGGCCAGUUCAAGUCCACAGUGCAGUGUCAGACAUGCCACCGUAAGUCUCGAACUUUUGAGACCUUCAUGUACCUGUCGCUGCCUCUGGCUUCCACCAGCAAGUGCUCACUUCAGGAUUGUCUGAGGCUGUUCUCCAAGGAGGAGAGGCUGACGGAUAACAACAAGGUCUUCUGCAGACACUGCAAAUCUCACAGAGAUUCCACCAAGAAACUGGAGAUCUGGAAGGUCCCUCCAAUUCUCUUGGUGCACCUGAAGCGCUUCUCCUAUGAGGGCAGAUGGAAACAGAAGCUCCAGACAUCUGUCGACUUCCCUCUAGACGCUCUGGACCUGACCCAGUAUGUCAUUGGACCUAAGCAGAACCUGAAGAGAUAUAAUCUUUUUGGAGUAUCUAACCACUAUGGAGGUUUGGACGGUGGCCAUUACACUGCCUACUGUAAGAAUGCCUUCAAACAGCGUUGGUACAAGUUUGACGAUCAUGAGGUUUCUGAUAUCUCCACCUCCUCCGUCAAAUCUUCUGCCGCCUACAUUUUGUUUUACUCCACCCUGUGAUGGAGCCGCGGGACCUGAAGAAGAACACUGAAGAAGGUUGUCUUUUUUUCCCUUUUUCUUCUACAACGUGGCAGUUGUGGCCACCUGAUGGAGGAGCGCAUGUGUCCAUCCUAGAGCUCAUAGCUGAAGGAUGCCACUAGAGAACUGUGCAGCACAGGCACGCCGUGCAGUGCUUCAGCCACUAGAGGACCCUAUAGCUGUGAAAACAUGCCGGCUGCCCAUAUUUCUGAUCAUCUAUUCUAGAGACCAUGAGAGAUGCCAAUUUAAGACCACCCUGCGCUGUUUUCAUUGUAGGGCAGGCAGCUGCUUUGAUACUCCUUACUCAUUACUCGAGUGUGUAAACAGCAGGUUCGCACUUACAUAGCUUGUACGUAUUUAACAAAGCGGAUGUUGCACUUGUCCAAAUGUAAAUAUUGAAGAUGUUGUGUGACCAAUUUUUGUUGGAUCUUGCACCGCGGUCGUUGCAUUAGGGGUUGUAGUUGUCACUUUCUAAUGUUUAACAUGACCGGCAAAGGGGACCUCUCAUGCUUUUUUCCUCCCCGUCUUCCCUAUCAUACAGUUACAAGAAAAAGAAUGUGAACCCUUUAGAAUUAUGCUGUUGCAGAAUGUCAUUUUAGGCUACUGGAAGAGGAAAUUACAAGGUCUGUCAAGAAAGUUCCAGGACCGGUGACACACAAGCUACAACACACGUAAAGGUUUUGUACUGCAAAAAAAUGAGAACAAAAUAGAACCAUUAGAGUAGUGUGGCUCAUAACCUUUCCACCUUGAUUUUUUUUUCAAAAACGGCUUUUUGAGAGGGGAAGUAAAAAGAAACAAUUGAAAUAAUGUGGUUGCACAAGGUGGUCAUGAUCAAAAGAACACCGUACCGAAGAUAAAGUAUGGUGGUGGAGUCUGUGUUUUGGAGCUGAUUUUCUUCACCUGGAAUUGUGACCUUAGAUAAGGUGGUGGGAAUUUUGAACAUUACUAAAUAGCAGUCACUGUUAGCACAAAAACUUGGCUUCUGCUAGAAAGCAAAAAAAAAAAAAAUGCCAGCUAAGCCUUACUGCAUCAUCUGAAUUUUAUUUGGGGUUAAUCAGAGACCAUUUAAAUGUUGGCGAGUAUAUGCUGACUGGAGGCUGCUCACAAUGCCCAAAGCAUCUAACAAUUCCUUGCCUAGAAAACCACCACACUGGGGUAACCUCCCUAAUCUCUUGAACUGGUUUAGUUAUUCUUUUUUUCUUUUUCUUUUGGGUCUCCCACGUCCUCUUCCCCAAGCUCGAGGCUGUCAUAGAGAGGGCUUCAUUGUGAAAAUGUGGAACAGAGGGGAAAAUGUAGUUUUUGGGCUCAAAAUUCUUCUACAGUAUUGUGACACCAGUCUUGGAAUUUGUCUGACACGCCUAGUGCUUCAAAACUUUUAACAUUCUUUUCCAGCAGUACACUAAUGGGUUUACACAAUGUGGCAGCACAAGAUAAAUAGCGAUCAUUUCUCAACUGUGAAUCAUGCAAAUAUACUCUCGUGGCCUCCCAGAAUAGCUUGGUAUGAGCGUAAUAGGUCCUCUUUAAUGUGAUGGAAAAGACUGAGUAUUCACACUUUUGUAGUCCUGUAUUGAAGGAUAGAUGGGAACUGUGAUGGUUGCCUGUUCAUGUUAAGCAUAUUGUUGCUCUUGCACUGUAUGCAAUCAAAAGGAUGCUUAUCCAUCCACAUAGUUUAUCCAUGAAUACUCAACGUUGAAUGCUUUAAAUUGGCACAGAUUCAGAGAUCUGAUUGAUGCGGCCUUCUCCACCCCAACAUUAAUAGUGUGAAAGCUAUUUGCCAUUAAAUAUUACUGUCUGCAUUACAACA
Hippocampus comes (tiger tail seahorse) is the source of this 5213-nucleotide messenger RNA. RefSeq names its product ubiquitin specific peptidase 8 (gene usp8). The transcript has 19 exons. Gene Ontology annotation, biological process: protein deubiquitination. NCBI's taxonomy places the organism in Eukaryota, Metazoa, Chordata, Actinopteri, Syngnathiformes, Syngnathidae. The record is from RefSeq and is a predicted model, not a curated record. Gene Ontology annotation, molecular function: cysteine-type deubiquitinase activity. Bases 173 to 3391 code for a protein of 1072 amino acids.